This is a messenger RNA of Penicillium pulvis, 852 nucleotides long. Its product is annotated as CFEM domain-containing protein. NCBI's taxonomy places the organism in Eukaryota, Fungi, Ascomycota, Eurotiomycetes, Eurotiales, Aspergillaceae. The transcript has 3 exons. The coding region runs from base 1 to 852 and encodes 283 amino acids. The record is from RefSeq and is a predicted model, not a curated record.
AUGAAGUCAUUCUCUAUUGCCAUGGCCAUGCUGGCCGCCACUGGUAUGGCCUCCGCCGCCAGUGUUUCUGCCUCGGAUUGCGCUCAAAUGUGCAUCUCCAACAUGAACGCCAAGGCCUCCGAGCUUGGAUGUACUUCUGGUGACAUGGACUGCCUCUGCAAGUCUGAGAACUACUCCAACGGUAUCCGCGACUGCACCCAGGAGGCCUGCCCCGACGACAAUGCCUCGACUGUCCUCUCCAUGGCUCUGGAGAGCUGCCCUAGCUCCUCCACUAGCUCCAGCACUGGCUCUGGUUCCAGCUCCACCAGCUCUGCCUCUGGCAGCAGCUCAACCGGUAGCAUGACCGAUAGCAUGACUGGCACCUCCACUGGCAGCGACACCACUUCUUACACCACCAUGACCACCAGCGUCGAUGGUACUCUGACCACCGAGACCAAGGCCAUCAGCAAGACCACUGACUACACCACUAUCACCACCAGCGUUGAUGGUACCCUGACCACCGAAACCAAGGCCAUCAGCACUGGCACCAAGACCGGCAGCGCUGCCGAGUCCACCACUAUCACCACCUCGGUCUCCGGUACCUUGACCACUGAGACCAAGGCUAUCACUGACUCCAUGACCACCGGUACCACCAUGAUCACCACCACUGUCUCUGGCACCCUCACCACCGAGACCAGCGCCGUCACUGGCACCGAGACCUCCACCGGCUCUGACUCUGGCUCCGGAUCCGAGACCUCCUCCACUGGUUCUGGAUCUGCUCCGUCUACCAGCUCUGGUGCUGCUCACCCCAUGGCCACUGUCGGCACCGGUGCUUUCGGUGUUCUCGGUCUGGCUGCCAUGAUGGUCCUGUAA